AUGAAGGUUUCCGUGAUCAUCUCAGCCCUCGCUGCCGGUACUGCAAUUCUUGCGGCACCAGUAGAACCCCAAGUAGAAAAGCCUUCAUCAGAAGAAAUACAAGUUGGCCAACCAGUCGAAAUCAAACCAACCUCAUUCCAAUUCGCGGAUUCACCAGAUGACAUUACAAAGAGGUCUGCUCCACCCGGAAACUAUUAUCAACAACCAUACAACCCCGUCAGCUACAGACCACCAACAGACACCUCCAGCUUCCUUCCCGAAUCCCAAUACCGGGAUGCGAUGCUCAGGGUCCAUAACAACUGCCGUGAAGCACACGGCGUCCCCGCGCUAAAGUGGUCCAAGGAUCUAGUCAAUUACGCCCAGUCUAACACCCCUACCUGUGCCUUUGCACAUAGCCGCAGCCUGGGACGAGAUUCAAUCGGUGAAAAUAUCCUCUAUGGACCUGGAAGCCCUGAGAGCAUGGUUCAGACCAUGUGGUAUGAGAAUGAACUCAGGCUUUAUAACUUUGGUCGCCAGGGCUUUGCAAUGUCUACUGGUCAUAUGACUCAGAUGGUCUGGAAGGCUACAACUGAGGUCGGUUGCGCGGUUAAGAAGUGUCCUCAGGGUACAUAUGUUAAGUGCAACUACCGCCGCCCAGGUAAUGUCAUGGGACAAUUCGAAGGCAAUGUUCCUCCACCAAGAAGCGCCGUGAAGAAUGUUCCCUCGCAAAACUAUAACAACUACAAUGCCCCGGCUCCAAAGAAUACUCCAGCUCCUAAGCCCAAGAACACUCCAGCUCCCAGACCUAAGAGCACUCCAGCCCCUAAGAACAACUACAAUUACAAUGCUCCUGCUCCAAAGAACAACUACAACAGCCCAGCCCCAAAGAACAAUGGAUACUACCAGACCAAUAACAACGGCUACUACCAGGCAAAUAACAAUAACAACGGUUACUACACUCCCCACAACAAUGGAAAUGCAAGGCCAAACAACAGCAAUAACCAAAACCGCAGACCUACUUACACUUACACUUACACUUACCGACCAUCAAGCAACUCAAACAACCAGAAGCCUAAGCCCAAUACUGUCAACGGCCAAAACCGUUACACGGGCAAUGGCGGCAACCGAGCCCAAAAUAAGCCUGCUCCUCAGUCCUAUGGCUCUUAUUAUGGAAAGCGAUCCUCCGCUGACUCUAGGCAGGAAGAGGCUUAG
Messenger RNA from Orbilia oligospora ATCC 24927, 1191 nucleotides. RefSeq lists its product as uncharacterized. Lineage: Eukaryota; Fungi; Ascomycota; Orbiliomycetes; Orbiliales; Orbiliaceae. The transcript has 2 exons. The coding region runs from base 1 to 1191 and encodes 396 amino acids. Gene Ontology annotation, cellular component: extracellular region. The record is from RefSeq and is a predicted model, not a curated record.